AUGUCCUUCCCACCUCUUACUCCUCAAAAACCUCUUCCAGGUGCCUACUUCCAGACUCCCGCUCCGUCAGCAUACAAUGGGCCUCUCUUCCAGUCAUCUAACCUGUCUGGUGGCCGCGACCAACCUGCGACUGCGGCGGAACCGUUCCCCCAACCCCGUCGUCCAAGGCUACCAGCGACGAAGAUUAAGAACAGAGUGGAGACCUUGAACCCACGGCAGCGAGCUGCGCGGACGGUAGAUGAGGCUUUGGCGCAAGAAGCACGAUACCCAGAUUUGGACAGUUAUUUAUCCCAGGGAUUUUCUUCCGAUUAUGAUAUCCCAACGUCAGCGUCUUGGGCGCCGUUUCAAAAAGUGAAGAUGUAUAAUAUUCCAGACCAAAUAUUCGACCAGUACAAUCGAGCACAGGUAUCGACGAGUAUGGGUCUUUUUGCGGAGUUGAAUCACGCCUGGGUUGCUAUUGAUAAUGCACUGUAUCUCUGGGAUUACACGCAUCCAAAUCCGCAGCUGGUGGGAUUUGAGAGCCAACCAAAUAGUAUAAACACUGUCAAGCUUGCGCGACCCAGAGCUGGCGUAUUCCUUCCGUCAAUCUCGCAUAUCCUCAUUAUCUCAACGACGGCAGAAGUCUUGAUAUUGGGUUUGGGUUGCGAUACUUCUCCCUCUGGAACAAAGCUGGUGACACUCUAUCAAACUGCGAUGGCGACAUCGAUUAAAGGCAUGGAUAUCAAUGUGAUUGCCUCCUCAGACUCGACCGGGAGGAUAUUUUUUGCUGGGUCUGCUGACAAUGAGGUCUAUGAACUCACCUAUCAACAGGAAGAGCGAUGGUUCCAAGGCCGAUGUGGGAAAGUGAACCACACAAGUAAGAGCUUUACUGUUUUUACUCCGUCAAUUAUUCUAGGCCAUAAGCCAACGGAACACGUUGAGCAGAUGGUUGUCGAUGAUAGCCGAAACCUCCUAUACACACUCUCUUCGAACUCGUGCAUCCGCGUAUUCCACUUGAAACCUGAUGGAACGGUUAACCUUACCAUUACAAAACAUGCUAUCGAUAUAUACUCGAACCUUGGCCACAUAAUCAGCACCAACGAAACGCUCAAUCCUCGGGUUAAGAUAGUUUCUAUCAGUCCUAUCCCAGCCGCAGAGGCGUCUAGAUACCAUCUUGUGGCAACAACUGCUACUGGAUACAGAAUCUAUCUUAGCGCUACUGGGACAUAUAGUUGGUCCGCAACGCCAACCGCGACUAAUGCGCCGACCAGUAUGCAAGCACACCAUGUGAAGACACCUCCGUCUGACAUACCCCCAAGUCAAAUUCCUCAAGGGCCACCUCCUGUCGCUGGGUCGCCGUAUCAGGCUUCAUUUGGUGCAAAACUCGCCAUCCACUCACUUGAUCCUACCAGAUCAGCCAAGCGAUUCCCUCCUGGCUACUUCUUCUGCUUUACAUCAAAGGACCCCAUGCAUCGAACAGAUACGCUUUUCAUAUCGACUCCAGACUCUGGUCGCCUUGCUCGUCCCCAGGACAGCGCACUCCCUAUUAAACCUGGCGAAACUGCCAUCUGGCUAACUCUUGGUAGUCGAGCAGAAGACAUUGGAUUAUGUACACCAGUAUCCACUACCAACUCAGCAGAAAGCUCUGGAAACGAGCUUGCAGUUCAAUUUGACAAGCCUGCUGCGGAAAUUGCGAUUUUAACUAAUACUGGCAUUCACGUUAUUCGCAGACGGCGACUGGUGGAUAUUUUCGCCUCCCUUAUACGGAACGCUGGAGGUGAAGAAGGUUUGGAAACCCAAGUUAAAACCCUGAUACGAUUGUAUGGCCGCAGCGAGACGCUGGCGACGGCUCUGGCGGUCGCCUGUGGUCAGGGAGUUGAGCUGUCUGCCGAUUCUCGUCUUUCGAAGAUAAAUGACCCCGAUGUUCUUGAGUUUGCGCGAAAGGUAUUUAUUGAGUUUGGUGGGAAGCCUACAUUCAAUGAGAACGCUGUUGCCGAUACCACCACCCCUGCCAUUGAUGCUGUGAUCCCCUCCCCGCGCCAUGCCGGUAUUGCUCUCUACACCUCACGCCUCUUAAGGUCGAUUUGGAAAACAGUAAUUGCCAAGAAAAACAGGACCCCCUCUGGAGGCGUUACUAUUUCUCCAUCUGUCGAGAUUUCAAAACUACAUUCGAUUCAGCGAGAUUUAUCUGCUCUUCAGGAUUUCUUCCGCGCGAACAAAUCGUUUAUCGAGGGAUUGAGUGGGCCGGAGGCGCUCUCACGGGCCAUCACAAAACAGGACGAGAUUGCCUUACAGGGAGAACAUCGUGCGCUACAUUCAAUGGUUCAGCUCGUUUCCGACACAACCGAAGGAAUUUCUUUCGUUCUCGUGCUGUUUGAUGAACGAGUUGAUGAAAUUCUCGCCCUAUUACCAGAAGAAUCGAAGCAGCGAUUUUUAACCCUCACGUUCGAAGAGCUGUUCAGUAGCAGCAAAGGUCAUGAUGUUGCGAAAGAACUUGUUAAAGCUAUAGUGAAUCGGAAUAUCGCCAAGGGGUCGAACGUGGAGACUGUUGCGGAGGCUCUGCGACGAAGGUGCGGCACGUUCUGUAGUGCGGAAGAUGUCGUGAUCUUCAAGGCUCAAGAACUGCUGAAGAGAGCGUCGGAGGCAGGAGCAAACUCAGAGUUGGGCCGGAAUUUGCUCAAUGAGAGUUUAGUCCUUUUUCGACAAGUGGCUGAAUAUCUGCCAAUGGACUAUCUUCAGUCCGCCGUGGAGCAAUAUAUCCAGAGUCAAUUCUUUGCUGGGGCAAUUCAGCUGUGCCUGGGCGUUGCGGCUCAUUCCGACAAGGCAAAUCGUGCUCUUUCGUGGAUCAUGGACGGUCGACCACCAGAGGAUUCUCGGCAAGCCAGCUUCGAGAUUCGAAAACAGUGUUAUGACUUAAUCUAUAGGGUUAUUCUCGCAGUUGACGACCUUUCGAGUCAAGACCCAGGUUUUGUUGAUGGACAGUUUACUCCAGUUGCCCGAAGAAAGAAUGAAGCGUAUGAUGUGAUCUCAAGCUGCGAUGAUGAGGUGUUUCUUACCAGCCUGUAUGACUGGUAUUUGAUGCAUGGUUGGAGUGAACGUCUCCUGCAAGUCCAGACUCCUUUCGUCGUCACUUAUCUUCAAAGAAAGUCCACCGAAGACCUCUCACACGCAGAUUUGCUCUGGAGAUAUUACGCACAAUCCAGUCGAUUUUACGAGGCUGCAUCUGUCCAGCUGCAGCUUGCUCAGAGCUCAUUCUUGCUUCCCCUGAGCCGACGGAUUGAAUAUCUCAGCCAAGCCAGGGCAAAUGCAUCUGUCUUUACACCUAAUAUUUCGCGAGCGUCGAGGCAAAGACUCCUUCAGGAAGUGUCGACAUUGAUGGAUGUGGCUAAUGUACAGGAUGAUCUUUUGCAGCGCCUCAAAGAAGAUGCCAGAAUCGCUCCAGAGCGUAAAUCUGAGGUCCUUCAAGAGGUUGACGGAGAGAUCAUGGAACUCAAUAAGCUCUUUAACCUAUAUGCCGAUCCAGGCGGCUAUUACGACAUCUGCCUUCAUAUCAUGCACCUCGCCAACUACCGCAACGCAGCAGAUAUCAAAGUAUGCUGGCAGAACCUAAUCCAAGAAGUCCACGAAGAGGCUUCGGCACGAGGCACACCUCUCCCAUACGAAGCCGUAAUCGAAAAAAUAAGAAACCUCUCCGGCCGUAUCAGGAUGUCAGACACUACAUUCCCAGUCUCGAUGCUAUUACCCAUGCUGGACCGAUAUGUCCUGGAACAGCAGCUAGGUGUCGGCCCAGACACGUGGGUCGUAGACCUAUUCCUCGAUCUCCAAGUUUCACACGAACAGAUAUACACCGUUCUUGAAUCGCUGUUCUAUACCAACGAAGUUCCGUUCCACGGCAAGAAUAGACGAUACAUCGCACGGGAUCUCUUGUACUUGAUCGCUCGCUGGUUCCAAGAUUCACUUCGAGUUGGAUCGGGGGCGUUUGGCAGCGAUGUCUGCGCACACCGGGUUUCGGAGAUGCUGCUACUCUUGCAACAGAGUGGGUUGGAUGAUACUUCAGCUGAGGAAUGUCGGGAUCUGCAGGCCAAGAUUCAGCGGUCUCUGUAA
Molecule: messenger RNA, 4083 nt
Organism: Paracoccidioides brasiliensis Pb18
Exons: 5
Coding region: 1-4083 (1360 amino acids)
Biological process (GO): transcription-dependent tethering of RNA polymerase II gene DNA at nuclear periphery; protein localization to nuclear inner membrane; RNA export from nucleus
Cellular component (GO): nuclear pore inner ring; nuclear pore
Molecular function (GO): structural constituent of nuclear pore
Source: RefSeq, a predicted model, not a curated record